Pectinophora gossypiella (pink bollworm) is the source of this 2682-nucleotide messenger RNA. It is a transcript of the gene phr, whose product is annotated as deoxyribodipyrimidine photo-lyase. The transcript is spliced from 7 exons. Gene Ontology annotation, molecular function: deoxyribodipyrimidine photo-lyase activity. The record is from RefSeq and is a predicted model, not a curated record. Gene Ontology annotation, biological process: photoreactive repair. The coding region runs from base 78 to 1607 and encodes 509 amino acids. NCBI's taxonomy places the organism in Eukaryota, Metazoa, Arthropoda, Insecta, Lepidoptera, Gelechiidae.
UGGCGCGUAUUUGUAACCCACUUUUGUUAUACAAUUUUACAUAUUCUAAAUUAAAACCCAUAUUAUACAGCGCAAAAAUGGCAUCGGAUGCAAAAAAACCUAAGUUGACAGAGUCAGUUCCAUCAGAAAGUAAAGGAAACGCAUCAGAUAUCGAAGAGUUUAUGAAGAAGUUACAAAGCAAACGAGACGACACCGCAGAGUCGAUAUUAAAGUACAAGUUUAAUAAGAACCGCUUAAGAAUAGUGUCUCAGGAACAGAUGGUGCAAGAGAAUUGUGAUGGAAUCGUGUAUUGGAUGUCCAGGGACAGCCGCGUGCAAGACAACUGGGCUUUUUUAUUUGCCCAAAAACUCGCCUUGAAGAACGAAGUACCUCUUCACGUGUGUUUUUGUAUUAUUGCAAAAUAUCUAGACGCAUCUGUGAGACAAUUUCACUUUCUUUUGAAAGGUUUAGAGAAAGUAGCAGCAGAAUGCAAGAAAUUAAACAUAUCAUUUCACCUGCUAGAAGGCAGUGGAGCGGAGGCAUUGCCUCAGUGGGUGGUGGAGCAUAAUAUUGGAGCAGUGGUGUGUGACUUCAACCCACUCAGGACUCCAAUGGGCUGGCUGGAAGGCGUCAAAAAGAAGCUUAAAAAAGAUGUCCCCUUAAUUCAGGUAGAUGCCCAUAAUGUAGUCCCAUGUUGGGUGGCAUCAGAAAAGCAGGAGUACUCCGCGAGGACCAUCAGAAAUAAAAUCAACACAAAGCUUGGAGAAUACCUUACAGAGUUCCCACCAGUCAUCAAACACCCUUACACUGCCAAAUUUGAACCUGAGCCAAUAGAUUGGGAUGAAGCGAUAGAGAGCCGUGAAGCGGACAAGACUGUAGGCCCAGUGGAGUGGGCUAAGCCUGGCUAUGAUGAAGCCAUCAGGAUGCUGAAGAGCUUCCUCGAUAAGAGACUCAAGAUUUUCUCAUCCAAGAGAAAUGAUCCUACUCAAGAUGCUUUGAGCAAUUUGUCACCGUGGUUUCAUUUUGGUCAAAUAUCAGUUCAACGUGUAGCCCUCUGUGUCCAAGAGUUGAAAUCCAAGCACACUGAGAGUGUUAACGCAUUUCUAGAAGAAGCCAUUGUGCGUAGAGAGCUAGCUGAUAACUUCUGCUUCUACUGUGAGCACUAUGACAGUUUGAAGGGCGCCAGUGACUGGGCUAGAAAAACACUUGAAGAUCACAAAAAAGACAAAAGAACCCACAUUUACACUCUAGAACAGCUGUCUAAGGGUGAAACCCACGACGACCUGUGGAACUCUGCUCAGAUUCAGCUAGUGAAGGAAGGCAAGAUGCAUGGGUUCCUCCGCAUGUACUGGUGCAAGAAGAUCCUGGAGUGGACCCCCUCGCCUGAAGACGCCUUGAAGUACUCCAUAUACCUGAACGAUCACUACAGCAUAGAUGGACGGGACCCUAAUGGAUACACAGGCUGCAUGUGGUCGAUAUGCGGCAUCCACGAUCAGGGGUGGGCAGAGCGCGCAGUGUUCGGUAAAAUCCGGUUCAUGAACUACGAGGGAUGCAAACGCAAGUUUGAUAUCAAGGCUUUCAUCGCUCGAUAUGGUGGGAAGGUCCAUAAGUACGUACCUAAGAAAUGAGUUUCUUAUCGAUGUUGAGUGAUAAUGAUAAGUUUACAACUAUAUUCUCAAGAGUUACCUGUUACCUGUUGUGUGUACCUUUUAAAUAAAUAAAUAAGUUUUCAGAGGUACAGAAUAGCAAGAUAAACAAGUAUCCACGUUUCAUCGAGUUAUAAUAGGCCAAUGUGAUAGUCGGUUGGUGAACCAUAUCGCCGUCAUCAUAAAAUUUUCGUAAUGAUCUUUUUUUAUCGAUUCGGUGAGGCGUGAGUUUUAGUUCAUUAUGCGGUGGACGUAUUGGGAAUAUAGGCGUAAGCUUGUUGUUUUGAGCACAUAUUUAUCAUAAAGCGAAAUAAUAUACUGAAUCCUACUACAGUAGACAUAUUGGAGCAUAUACGCGUCUAUCGUUGGAAAUGUCUUCUCAGUUCGUCUCAGCCGGCGGGGACGUAUUGAAGUAGCAUUUCGAGAUACGCCGGCUAUUAUUGUCCAAAGAUCAAGUUAUAACAGGUUACACGAUCCUGAAGUUGUGUAUAUUGUUGUCUUCAUGUGCGUUAUAUACUAUAUCAGUAGCCGAAACCUGCACAUUACGCGCGACGCGAUAUACGAACCAACGCUAUUGGCUACGUGAUAAACCAGUUCUAUUGGUUCAAAUUUUAAUAUCGCGUCGCGCGAGAUUAUGUUUGUCGCAGGUACGGUCACGAGCAUUAAUAUGUAUAAACUUUGGUACCAUGUCACGUUAACUUUUUUGACAAAUUGAAAUGUUAGUCUCACUAAAUGUCAAAUAUGUUAGUGCGACAGAGUCCUAAAGUGGGUACUUUAUUUCAUAUAGUACCAGUGAUGUGCUGUUCCCGGGAAUGUUCCUGUUGUAAAAACUGUUAUUGGUAAGGACACUGGCAGGUUUAUUUCCAAAUUGUUCUUUCUCUUUCUCUGAUCCUAUCUACCUAUUUCUCUCUGUCUCUCUAUUUAAGAGCUGCGCUCUUGUCAGUGGAGUAAUCGACCAUCGACAUCAUCAAUCAAUUCAUCGUCGAUUGAUCUAUCUACCUUAAGACUAGGUAAUAGAUCUUUUCGCAAAACUUUGUUCCCUAAAUGAGAAUUUUCC